AUGUCUGAAAGCGAAAUGAGUGAUUCUGAAGAGUAUUUCGAUCAGAUAUCAAACGUCGCUGAAUAUGACUUCGAUCUAAGUAGCUUUGGAGAUGAAGACUAUGAAUGUGAAGAUGAUGUGGCCACUUCCUCUACCUCGGCUGCACAUUCUGACAGUGAUGACGAAAUGGAGAAUUUAGAUCGGAUGACAGGUGACUCUGAAUUUGACUCUGAUCUGAGUAGUUUUGAACUUGAAGACUAUGAAUGUGAAGAUGAUGUGGAGUCUUCAAGUCUAUACUCUUUCUCUAGUUCUGAAGAUGAAGACGAUGAGCCUGAACAUGAUGUGGCCACUCCCUCCACCUCGGCUGCACAUUCUGACAGUGAUGACGAAAUGGAAGAUGAGGACUACUGCGGGGUUCUCUCACUAGAAGAAUUUCAACCUUUUCCUUUUUAUUUUUGUGAGGUGCCUGGCCCAAAACAUAUGCCACCUCCCGAUUCUCCUCCGAUCGCAUAUUUCUAUUUUUUUUUCACUAGUACUUUGCUAUCUCUUAUGGUGGAGGAAACCAAUCGAUAUGCGCAGCAAGCGUUAAGUGGCAAGGGAAAUAACGUACCGUCCUAUUUGAAGAACUGGACCAAAGUCUCUGUUCCAGAGAUGAAAGGGUUUUUGGCGUGUAUUUUAAAUAUUAGUCGCACAAAAUCAUCAGAUUACGCUAUAUUCUGGUACACUUCUCCCAUCCAAUCCGAUUCGUGGUUUCGGAAAAUGUUUUCUAAACAGCGAUUUUGUCAGUUGCUAAGUUUCUUUCAUGUCGUCGAUGACAGCAAGUUGCCUGGAAUUGGAGAAUCGGGAUAUGAUCCGUGUGCCAAAUUCCAGCCUCUUUUGAAUUAUUUGAACAGAGUCUCCCAACACCAUUACACACCUCAUCAGGAAAUAUAUGUUGAUAAAAUUUGUAUGGGUUUGAAAUUCUGGAUGAUGAUCGACUCAGUAUCUAGCUACUGCUUGGGAAUUUUCGCUUUUGAACGGGCCGAGUCUCAGCAGGAAGAUCACAGCAUCUCAGAAUUAGAUUUAGGCUAUACUGUUGUGAAAAAACUGCUAGAGAUUGGUAUUUACCUGAACAAAGGGUACCAUUUUUUCAUCGACAGACAUUUUAUGUCGAUGCCCCUUGUUCGUUAUCUGUAUUCUCUACAGACUUAUGUCACCGGAACUGUUCGGGGGGACCAGGAAAUGCUGCCCCAACAGUUUAAGAAGAACUUCGCAGCCGGAGAAGCAUCGUAUUUCCGAUCUGGUCCCGUGUUAGCCUGCGGCUUUAAAGAGAAGCAGUCACAAAAGAAGCCUAUCUUUAUAUUAUCCAGCCACGCAAGGGCACGAGAUUUAAAAGUAAUUAGAAAUGGAACGGCUAAAUGGAAGCCAGAAAUAAUUCAAAAUUAUAACAAACUUAUGAGCGGGGUCGAUAUAUCCGAUAUGGUAUUAUAUGUAUGUUAUGAUAAAAGUAGGUCAAAGAAGUAUUGGAAGAAUUUAGCGUUCAACGUCAUAGCCAGGAUGACGUUGAAUAGCUACAUCCUUUACAAAGAAAAUUUUUCGGGACCAGGGAAAGUGAAAUCUCGAGACGCGUAUCACGUGGCCGUAAUCGAGAGCUUGGCGGAGGAGUGGAUAGCCACAAAGUUGAGUACGAACAACUCUCAAGAACCAGAGGCUGGAGAAACUUCUAGGAAGUAG
Centruroides sculpturatus (bark scorpion) is the source of this 1692-nucleotide messenger RNA. RefSeq lists its product as uncharacterized. NCBI's taxonomy places the organism in Eukaryota, Metazoa, Arthropoda, Arachnida, Scorpiones, Buthidae. The transcript has a single exon. Bases 1 to 1692 code for a protein of 563 amino acids. The record is from RefSeq and is a predicted model, not a curated record.